AUGGGCACAUUUCAAAGUUUUAGGAAAGCGUAUGGUGCACUUAAGGACUCUACCAAGGUUGGCCUUGCAAAGGUCAAUAGCGAAUUCAAGGAAUUGGAUAUAGCGAUCGUCAAAGCGACUAAUCACGUAGAGUCUCCCCCAAAAGAACGACAUGUAAGAAAAAUCUUUGCCGCAACGGCAGUGGUUCGCCCACGAGCAGAUGUAGCCUAUUGCAUUCAUGCACUCUCGAGGAGAUUGUCAAAGACAAGAAGCUGGAUUGUUGCUAUAAAGACGCUGAUAGUUAUUCAUAGAACAUUGAGAGAGGGCGAUCCUACCUUUAGAGAGGAGCUCUUAAACUACUCAAAUAGAGGACAUGUUCUCCAAAUAACAAACUUUAAAGAUGAAUCGAGCCCUCUUGCUUGGGAUUGCUCCGGAUGGAUUCGAACAUAUGCACUGUUUUUGGAGGAGCGCCUGGAGUGCUUCAGGAUUUUGACAUAUGACAUUGAGGCAGAGCGUUUGACAAAGGUGUCACAAGGAGGAACGAAGGUGCAUAGCAGGACACGACUUUCAAGUAGUGAAGAGCUUUUGGAACAACUUCCUGCAUUGCAGCAGCUUCUCUACCGCCUUAUUAGUUGCCAGCCUGAAGGAGGGGCUUUCAACAACUAUCUAAUUCAAUAUGCCUUGGCUUUGGUAUUGAAGGAGAGCUUUAAAAUAUAUUGUGCUAUCAAUGAUGGGAUUAUCAAUCUUGUGGACAUGUUCUUUGACAUGACAAGACAUGAUGCAAUUAAAGCUCUCAAUAUCUACAAAAGGGCUGGCCAACAGGCUGAAAAUCUUGCCGACUUUUAUGAAUUCUGCAAAGGUUUGGACCUAGCUAGGAGCUUUCAAUUUCCAACAUUGAGACAGCCACCCCCUUCAUUUCUCGCAACAAUGGAAGAAUAUAUAAAAGAAGCACCUCAAAUCGGUUCUGUUUCAAGUAGGAGAUUGGAAUAUCGAGAGCGAAAUCAACAGCCUCAAAAACUCGAACAACCGGCCCAUUUAGAAAGUGUAAAACAAGUUGAAGAAGAAGUUGAAAGUGAGAAAGAAUUGGUGGAUCUAGUUACAGAAGAACCCGAGGCUAAGAGUACGGAGGAGGCUGAUCAACCUUCACCAUUGAUAUCAACCACAAACACUGGAGACUUUUUGGGUUUAAAUGAAAUUAAUCCUAGUGCCAUUGAACUAGAAGAAAGCAAUGCAAUGGCUCUUGCCAUAGUUCCACCCGGUAAUGAUCCACCAUCUUCAACAACUCGCGGAUUAAAUGAAUUAGUUGGAUCAAAUUCAUCAGGAUGGGAGCUAGCAUUAGUCUCUACACCAAGCAACAAUACUACCCACUUGACGGAAAGCAAAUUGGCUGGCGGAUUUAAUAAGCUAUUACUUGAUAGCUUGUAUGAUGAUGAGGCUUCUAGGAGACAAUUACAAUUACAGAAUGCAGGCUAUGGAUAUAGUGGAAUUUCCAUGCAACAAAAUCCGUUCGAUCAACGAGACCCAUUUUUAUUGUCAAACAACAUAGCACCCCCACCUAAUGUGCAGCUAGCAAUGAUGGCUCAACAACAACAGCAAAUGAUGCUCUACCAACCACAACUACAGCAGCAGCAGCAGCAGCAGCAGCAACAGCAGCAACACCACCACCAUCAAAUGAUGAUGGUACCUAACCAAUAUCAGCUACCCCAGUAUCCUCAACAACAACUGCAACAAUUGGGUUCUGGUAACCCAUUUGGAGAUCCAUUUCAUAGCCUCCCACAAAGUGCAACAUCGAUGCCUCAUGGAAACCACAAUCUACUUUAG
This is a messenger RNA of Malania oleifera, 1800 nucleotides long. RefSeq names its product putative clathrin assembly protein At5g57200. The record is from RefSeq and is a predicted model, not a curated record. Gene Ontology annotation, biological process: clathrin coat assembly; clathrin-dependent endocytosis; vesicle budding from membrane. Gene Ontology annotation, cellular component: clathrin-coated pit; clathrin-coated vesicle. Lineage: Eukaryota; Viridiplantae; Streptophyta; Magnoliopsida; Santalales; Ximeniaceae. The transcript has 15 exons. The coding region runs from base 1 to 1800 and encodes 599 amino acids. Gene Ontology annotation, molecular function: SNARE binding; phosphatidylinositol-4,5-bisphosphate binding; 1-phosphatidylinositol binding.